CAAUGCUUGCUUUUAAGGUUUUUUCAACCAUUUUUUUUUUCUUUCUUUGAAGUUAGAUAUGAGUAGGUUUGAAAAAUGUGUUCUUUUAGCGUAAGUAGUUGUUGUUGAUGAAGUUAAUGUGUGAGUUUAUUGGAACUUUGAGCUUACUUCUUGUCUUCAACUUAAAUGGGUUUUCUGGGCUGGAUGCCUGGAUCUGUGAGUUGUGAGAAGCAGGCUAUUUUCUCACUUUCUGAAGGUAAUGAACUGCUUUUGGGUUGAAGCUCUUUGAUUAGGUUCUUUCAAAACCCAUGAUUAAGCUUUUACCUUUCUGAUAAUUUUUCUUCCAGCUUCACAACCAAUAGGCCAGUAAUAUCAUUACAAAAGAUUUUAGUAUUGGUAUUUGAUAUGUUGAGGUUGCUAUUGCAGUGAUAACAUCUCUUUAGAACCAUACUUUGUUUCAAAGCUUUCCCAUCCUAGCUAGAUUGCUUAGUUCACCCUUAAGCUAGAAAGAUGCAGAAGCCUCCGCAGUCUCAAGAUUUUGCUUUGAAAGAGACCUCGCCCAACAUUGGAGCGGGGUCGGUCACAGGUGACAAGCUCUCAUGCACCUAUGACCUUGUUGAGCAGAUGCAAUACCUUUAUGUCCGGGUGGUAAAAGCAAAGGAUUUACCUGCAAAAGACGUAACUGGUAGUUGUGAUCCCUAUGUUGAAGUGAAACUUGGUAACUACAAGGGAGUCACUAAGCAUUUUGAGAAGAAGUCUAACCCUGUAUGGAAUCAAGUGUUUGCUUUCUCCAAAGAUCGAAUUCAAGCUUCGAUUUUGGAAGCUGUGGUGAAAGACAAGGAUGUUGUGGUUGAUGAUUUCAUGGGAAGGGUUAUAUUUGAACUAAAUGACAUACCGAAACGCAUUCCACCUGACAGCCCUUUGGCACCACAGUGGUAUAGGCUGGAUGAUCGAAAAGGUGAUAGGGUGAAGGGAGAGCUGAUGUUGGCAGUUUGGAUGGGAACUCAGGCAGAUGAAGCAUUUCCUGAUGCUUGGCAUUCAGAUGCUGCAACAGUUGGGCCCGAAGGUGUGAAUAACAUUCGAUCGAAGGUGUAUCUCUCCCCUAAGCUUUGGUAUGUGAGGGUCAAUGUAAUUGAAGCUCAGGACUUGUUGCCUACUGACAAGAGUAGGUACCCCGAAGUUUUUGUGAAAGUUAUCUAUGGGAAUCAGGCAUUGAGGACUAGAAUAUCACAGAGUAAAAGUAUCAAUCCAAUGUGGAAUGAGGAUUUGAUGUUUGUCGCCGCUGAACCGUUUGAAGAACCUUUAUUUUUGACUGUGGAAGAUAGAGUGGGAUCAGGCAAAGAUGAAGUCUUGGGGAAGUGUGUCAUUGCUUUACAGAAUGUGCAGAGGAGGUUGGACCAUAAACCUGUGAACACAAGGUGGUAUAAUCUAGAGAAGCAUGCAAUUGUAGAUGGGGAACAGAAGAAGGAGAUUAAGUUUGCAAGCAGGAUUCAUUUAAGGGUUUGUUUGGAUGGCGGGUAUCAUGUUCUGGAUGAGUCGACACACUACAGUAGUGAUCUUAGGCCAACAGCAAAGCAGUUGUGGAAACCGAGCAUUGGGAUUUUGGAGCUAGGGGUUAUCAGUGCAGUGGGACUGAUGCCAAUGAAGGCGAAAGAUAGCCGAGGAACCACAGAUGCUUAUUGUGUAGCUAAAUAUGGGCAGAAAUGGGUUCGAACAAGGACAAUUGUGGACAGCCUGUCUCCCAAAUGGAAUGAGCAGUACACGUGGGAGGUUUUCGACCCGUGUACUGUCAUUUCAAUUGGGGUUUUUGACAAUGGUCAUAUACAUGGGGGUGAUAAAGGGGGAAAGGAUUCAAGAAUUGGGAAAGUAAGGAUUCGGCUAUCUACACUUGAAGCUGACAGGGUUUACACACAUUCCUAUCCUCUUCUUGUCCUGCAGCCUUCCGGGGUGAAGAAAAUGGGUGAAAUUCAACUGGCAGUGAGGUUUACAUGCUCAUCUUUGGUUAAUAUGUUGCACAUGUAUUCACAUCCUUUAUUGCCAAAAAUGCACUACAUUCAUCCAUUGUCUGUAAUUCAGCUAGAUAGCUUGAGGCACCAGGCUAUGCAGAUUGUCUCAAUGAGGCUCAAUCGGGCUGAGCCACCACUGAGGAAAGAGGUGGUGGAGUAUAUGCUAGACGUUGAUUCGCAUAUGUGGAGCAUGAGAAGAAGCAAGGCUAAUUUUUUCAGAAUAAUGGGAGUAUUAAGUGGGGUGAUUGCAGUAGGAAAAUGGCUCGAUCAAAUCUGCAACUGGAAGAAUCCUCUUACAACCAUUUUGAUUCAUGUCCUUUUCAUCAUAUUGGUUCUUUAUCCUGAACUAAUUCUCCCCACUAUUUUUCUCUACCUGUUCCUGAUCGGCAUUUGGAACUUCAGAUGGAGGCCAAGACACCCUCCUCACAUGGACACCAGGCUAUCUCAUGCUGAUGCUGCUCAUCCUGAUGAACGUGACGAAGAGUUUGACACAUUCCCAACUUCACGGCCAUCAGACAUUGUUCGAAUGAGGUAUGAUCGACUGAGAAGUAUAGCAGGGAGGGUUCAGACUGUUGUUGGUGAUAUGGCAACUCAAGGCGAAAGGUUUCAGUCUCUUCUGAGCUGGAGAGACCCAAGAGCAACCACUUUGUUUGUUACUUUCUGUCUGAUUCUUGCCAUUGUUCUCUAUGUGACUCCAUUCCAAGUCGUGGCUCUUCUAGCAGGAAUUUACAUGUUAAGGCAUCCCAGGUUCCGCCACAAGCUUCCUUCAGCGCCACUCAACUUCUUUAGAAGGUUGCCUGCAAGAUCAGACAGUAUGCUAUAAGUAAUUCAGCACAACUAGCUUUCAUCACUUGUCACCACAAGUGAUUGUCUCACAAGUCUGCCUAAACUUAUUUAUGUUCUUAUAUUUAAGUUCUGUUUAUUGUAAUCAAUGCGUGUUAUUGUAUUCGUAGGAUUCAGUUUGAACAUAUCCAAUGCAGAACUAGAAUUUCGGGUGUCACUACUCACUAGACCCAUUUACCUUAUAAGCCUUCAACUCAGAACAUGCUAUAUCUGCUUUUCAAGGGCAUGGAAACACACCAGUUGAUUUGUGAAGAAUUUAGUGCUGAUUUUGAUGAGGCACAUGAUGCAUGGGUCUCUCACUCUACUGCUCUAAUUUGGAGCAAUCUUGUGAAGAAACCAUGUUUAAAUGAUUACAAUUUUUAAUAUUCUACUUUAAGUUG
Molecule: messenger RNA, 3208 nt
Organism: Rosa rugosa (rugosa rose)
Lineage: Eukaryota; Viridiplantae; Streptophyta; Magnoliopsida; Rosales; Rosaceae
Product: multiple C2 domain and transmembrane region protein 5
Exons: 2
Coding region: 490-2808 (772 amino acids)
Source: RefSeq, a predicted model, not a curated record